AUGCCGAGCUCUGAAGCUACUGCUUGCAAAACAGUGCCACUGCUCCAACUCCGGCGCGGCUUCGGCUCGGGCACCAUGUUUGGCCACUUGGGCCCUUGCGCCCGUCACGUCCCGUUUGCGCAUGCCGUGGUGCUGGACCACCUGUUGGGCAUGCCGCAGCUCUGGCCAGUCUUGGAGGCCUUGCUGAAGAACCGGCUCAGCGAUCAACAGGGCCCACCACUGGAGGACUUCCUCCACCAGCGCGUCUCACGAAGUCGGGCCGCAGGGGAGCUGCUCUGGAGGCACCGGGCGCGGCAGGGGCGGCUGCAAGAAGCCUCGGAGGUAUUGCUCCUCAUCGCGGAGUCCAAGAACGAGUGCUCACUUGAGGAGCGCGUCCGCUACUUGGACCAAGCGCGACAGGCACCGGGUUGCUCCUUUACCGUCAGCUUUCUCUUGGCAAUCUCUCGGAAGAAAGCUUCUGCUUCGCAAGAGGCGUUCCUCACGGCCGGGUGCACCUGCGCCGCCCUGCAGGCCAGCCGAAGCACAUGCCGGGCGUUUGCAGCAGGAGCUGCAGCACCACACAUACAAACGCCGCUGAUCUACUCCGAGGCUUUCUCCAAGCGAUUGGGUGCCGAGGUGUUUCUGAAGUUGGACUUACUCCAGCCCUCGGGGUCAUUCAAGUUGCGGGGCAUUGGCGAGACCGUGCUCGAGGCCAAGCGCAAUGGUGCCUCAUGCAUCGUGUCCUCCAGCGGAGGGAACGCCGGCUUGGCAGCGGCCUUCGCAGCGCGUGCUUGCGGGCUGCCCUGCACGGUCGUGCUUCCCAGCUCCACCCCAGCGCUCAUCCGUGACCGGUUGGCGGGCUACGGCGCUGAGGUUCUGGUGCACGGAAGCGUUUGGGACGAGGCGGACCAGCACGCCCGGAAAGUGGUGGAAGAGCAGCGCGGCGCCUACGUGCAUCCCUUCGACCAGGAGUCCACAUGGCGCGGCCACUCGACCAUCGUCCAGGAACUGCAGUCACAGCUGCCCGCGCCGCCCGACGCCAUCGUGACUUGCGUGGGUGGUGGCGGCCUACUCAUGGGCAUCCUGCAGGGAGUGGAGGCCGCCGGAUGGUCGGACACGCGCGUCGUGGCCUGUGAGACCCAGGGAGCCUCCUGCUUGGCCCAGAGCCUGGCGAAGGAUGAGCUGGUCACGUUGCCUGCCAUCACCUCGGUUGCCAAGUCGCUCGGUGCGCUUCGCCCGAGUGAGGCAGUCUUUGAGCGAUGCCGCCAACUUCCACGCGCACGCUUUGCCUCGAAAGUGUUCAGCGAUGCCCAGGCCCUGGCAGCCUGCGUGAGGCUGGCCGAUGAGCAUCGCCUCGUCGUGGAGCCUGCAUGCGGGGCCGCGCUUGCGGCGGUCACCGAGAGGUGCGAGUCCCUGAAAGGCCUGCAGAAGGUCGUGGUGGAGAUCUGCGGCGGUGCCGUUGUCGACGCUGCGCAACUCGGCGACUGGGCCAAGCAAGUGCAGACUGAACUCUUGGACCAGUCGGUGGCGCGACUGGACACAGCCGCCCGUGUGCAGCUGCCCCUGCAGCGGGAGAUGGACCUCCUGAUCCUCGACAAGCGGGUGUCAGAGCGAUGGCGGGCCAGCGCGCGGCAGAAGAGGCAGUCUCUCGAGGAUGGCAUCUGGAAGCUGCAGGAUCUGUACCAGCUGGCAGUGGACUUCAGCUUCUACCACCUGGUCCUCAUCAUUGCGGACCUGUCCUCCACGAUCCAG
Messenger RNA from Symbiodinium natans, 1731 nucleotides. NCBI's taxonomy places the organism in Eukaryota, Dinophyceae, Suessiales, Symbiodiniaceae. The record is from the annotation of a GenBank genome assembly.